Parnassius mnemosyne (clouded apollo) is the source of this 831-nucleotide messenger RNA. The record is from the annotation of a GenBank genome assembly. Lineage: Eukaryota; Metazoa; Arthropoda; Insecta; Lepidoptera; Papilionidae.
AUGGAAGCCGCGGGUCGACAAGAAAGUGAUUACAGUCAGGUAAUUGAGACUCUUAUUGAAACCUUUGGAGAAAUGGUAAGCGAAGAUGUGGUACACGCAGUUGUCGAAAAUUGUGGUGGUAAUUUGAAUGAAUCUACCAACGCAAUUAUGAGUUUGACACAUGAUAGUAAAACCCAUGUAUUAUCAAGCAACACAAAACAUAAUAGCAAUAUUGAACAGCACCCAAAUUUGAAUAUGGAUGUGAUAAAUUUGUCGUGUAACCAAAUUCGUGCCUUUGUUGAUGGACAUAACUCUCGAAGACUACAGUUAGCAAAAGGAGAAGUGUCUGGGCAACCCGCUGCUUCGGAUAUGAAAUUUAUGGUUUGGGACAACGAACUAGCGACAAAAGCGGCGAAAUGGGCGUCCAGAGAACAGUUUUUACAUAAUCCAGAUAAAAAUAUAGGCUCAGGCAGAUUUGAAACAGGUGAAAACCUCUAUUCGUACGGCACAACUGAUAGUAAACACAAAAUUGAUAUAGAUGACAGCCUUAAAUCGUGGUUCGACGAACAUCAACACUAUACUUAUGGGCCACUAAGUAUAAGCGAUUUUGACGGCUCGUCGAAAUAUCAAAUUGGUCACUACACUCAGAUGGUAUGGGCUGAUACAACGUACAUUGGGUGUGCGAUAUCACAGUACUGGCAGGCAAACUUAAAAAAGUUUCUCAUAGUUUGCAAUUAUGGUCCUAGCGGAAACUACAUAGGCGAGACGCCGUAUAAAAUCGGCCGAAAUACGAAUAAUUUCCUCAAAUGUGGCACCGAAGACUGCAGUCGUCCUUACGGGGACGAAUGUUGA